CGGGCGGGGACGGCGCAUCCCGGCAGGGACGGCACGGGGAAGGGGCGGGGGGUCCCGGAGUGACCCGGGAGGUCCCUGUGCGGGUUGGCACGGGGGCUCCAGGGGGAGUACGGGCUGGCACGGGAGCUCCCGGGGGAGUACGGGCUGUCCCAGAGCCGCGGGGGCCCCGGUGCUGGGGCACGGGUUGGGCCGGGGCGUCCCAGAGCUCCUGCGGGUCCCGGUGCCCUGGGGAAAUGGGCCGGUUCGGGGGAUCCCAGUGCGGGGAGCACGGGCUGCGCGGGGCUUUGUCGGAGCCCCGGGGGUUCCCGGUGCUCCGGAAGGUCCCGGCGCGGAAGGUGCCGCUGUCCCAGGGGUGCCAGCGCGGGGGCGGACGGGUGAAGGUUGCUCCGGUCGCUCCCGGUGCGAGGUCGUCCCAGGCGCUUCCGAUGGGACUUUCUGGGAGUUUACUGGGAGAAAGUUGCCCUCAGCAUGCGUUGGAGAUUUCCUGUGCUCCCGCCUGGGGUUUCCCCAUAGCUGAGGGAGGAAUAUGGAGUGUGGAUGGGGGUGUUUGUGCCAAGCUGCUCUCACUCGUUUUGCCACCUCUCCCAGUCCCUUCGCUGUGCCGGUGUCCCCUAGUGCCUCCCCCUCCCCCAGUGACCACUGGGCCUUUCUGGGUGUUCAUCCCGGGCCCUCCCUUCCAACGCUUUCGCCCAGCCAGGGAUGGCAGGCACAGGGACGAGACACCCCCCUGCCAUCCCGCGGCGGGUCCCCAGGGAUCCGUCUCCACACUGGGACCCCCAAAGGGUCCGUACGCCCCCCCUGGGGCCCACACUAUUUGGUGGGGGCAGGCAGGGGUUUAGGGGGUCACUGAACUGUGGUGUCCCUGCUGGUGAGGGCUUGAGGGACCCCCGAGCCUGGUCUAUACCCUGGGGUCACAUUUCCCCCAGGAACUGCCUCCCAAUUUGCAGGAGGAAGAUGCUCCCAGACGUGGCCAGCUGCAGCGACGAGCUUUGUCAUGGUCAAGGGGGCUGCGCGGCUCCUGCCUGCGGAGGAGCCUCCCCCGGCCGAGCCCCCCCCGGCUGAGCCCCCCUGCCAGGCCCCGGGACAGCAGGAGCAGCACCUGCACCUCAUGAUGCAGCUGCUGCGCCCCCAGGACGCCAUUCGGCUGGCGGUGCGGCUGGAGUCGGCGCGGCCACAGCGGGUGCGGUACCUGCUGCUGGUGCGGCCGGAGGAGGCGGGAGCCGAGGCGGAGACGGCGCUGCUGGGAGUGGAUUUUGCCCACGAGGGGGCCACCCGCUGCACGCUGGGCAUGGUGCUGCCCCUCUGGAGCGACACCCAGGUGUUCCUCGACGGCGAUGGGGGGUUCAGCGUGACGUCAGGGGGAGAGACACGCAUCUUCAAGCCCAUCUCUGUGCAGACCAUGUGGGCCGCGUUGCAGGAGCUGCACCGUGCCUGCGAGGACGCGGCCCGCGGCGGGCACAUCCCCGGUGGCCCCGCGCUGGCCUGGGCCCGUGGCUACGCGGCAGCGCUGGGCUCCGAGCAAAGCUGCCUCAACGAGUGGCUGGCCAUGGCCGACCUCGAGUCCGUGCGCCCCGCCUCGCCCACGCCCCUCCGGCCGGCUGUGCCGGAGCUGUCAGAGCAGACAGUGCGAGCGCUGCUGCGGGAGGUGAUGGCCACCGCUGACCUGGAGAAUGUCACGUCCAAGGAGGUGCGGGAGGAGCUGGAGCGGCGCACGGGGCACAGCCUGGCCGAGCACAAGGACUUCAUUGACAACGAGAUGCUGCUGGUGCUGGCGCAGAUGGAUCGGCCUUCCCGUGUCUUCCCGCACCUCUUCCUGGGCUCCGAGUGGAACGCAGCCAACCUGGAGGAGCUGCAGCAGAAUAGGGUCACCCACAUCCUGAACGUGGCACGAGAGAUUGACAACUUCUUCCCGGCGCUGUUCACGUACAUGAACGUGCGGGUCUACGACGAGGAGGCGGCUGAGCUCCUGCCCCACUGGAAUGACACCUUCCUCUUCCUCUCCCGUGUCCGGGCGGCGGGAGGCCGGGCGCUGGUGCACUGCCGCAUGGGGCUGAGCCGCUCGGCCGCCACGGUGCUGGCCUACGCCAUGAAGGAGUUUGGGUGGCCCCUGGAGCGGGCGCUGCGGCACGUCCGGCACUGCCGGCCCGGCAUCCUGCCCAACCCCGGCUUCAUGCGCCAGCUCGACUUCUACCAGGGCAUCCUGAGCGCCAGCCGGCACAGCAGCCUGUGGGAGCCCCGGGGGGCCGAGCAGGCGCCGCACCCUGAGGAGGACACUGCGAGGGACAUGAGUGGCCUGUCCCCGCUGUCCUCCCCGCUGGCGUCCCCGCAGCCCUCCGAGGAGGAGGUAGCCGGUGGGGGGCUGCUGGGGGCCUCCCGGCGCCCCCGCAUCUCCCUGUGCUCUGUCAUGCGGAGCAUCAGCCUGCUGGAGACACCCGAGCCCCUCGAGCUGCUGGGGGAGCCCCUGGCCGGGGAGGUGUUUGAGGCCAUGGAGGAAGCAGAGGGUCCCUCUCCGAGGUCACGACCCUCGUCCCGCCCGCGCCGCGUGGUGCGCCAGGCCAGUCUGGAUGAUGGCCCCGCCCCGUUUUGCGACCACACCCAUAGUGAUGGCCACACCCAUGCACCUGGCCACGCCCACACAGGUGAACCCACGCCUUGAUUUGGGGGGCAUGGGACUGCACCUUCUCACUGCCAUAGCAACAAUGGGCUGGGCGCGGCCUAAGACUGGGGGCGUGACCAGCGAGCUGCCACGCCACGCCCACACCCUGGGGCUGGUACCUUCCUCUGCUCCAGCCCCACAUGCACAAACACCGACACCGCUCCUGUACUGGCAAUAAAGUGUGGAAAUGACA
This is a messenger RNA of Serinus canaria (Common canary), 2849 nucleotides long. RefSeq names its product slingshot protein phosphatase 3 (gene SSH3). Gene Ontology annotation, cellular component: cytoplasm. The record is from RefSeq and is a predicted model, not a curated record. Gene Ontology annotation, molecular function: actin binding; protein tyrosine/serine/threonine phosphatase activity. Lineage: Eukaryota; Metazoa; Chordata; Aves; Passeriformes; Fringillidae. The transcript is spliced from 13 exons. Bases 995 to 2656 code for a protein of 553 amino acids. Gene Ontology annotation, biological process: actin cytoskeleton organization; protein dephosphorylation; negative regulation of actin filament polymerization.